AUGUCAUUAGUAGGUAAAUCAGUGUUUAUAACUGGAGCAUCCUCUGGUAUUGGUGCGGCUCUAGCAAAGCAAUUAGUAGUAGCUGGUGCAGAUGUCUACCUCUUUGCUAGAUCAACAGACAAGCUAAAAAGCCUUGCUGAAGAAAUAAAACUUCAAAAUUCCGAAAAAAAAGCUCAAGUAGCAUUUUCACAAGAUGGUGAUGUUACACAGUAUGAUAAAGUCAAGAAAGCCGUCGAUGAGUGUAUAGCUGCAUUUGGAAAGAUUGACAUACUUAUAAACAAUGCUGGACUGGCUUUAGGUGCACCAAGACGUUUCCACGAGCAAAGUUUAGAGGAAAUUCAAACAGUGAAUGACGUAAACGUGAUGGGUGUGUAUUGGGCAACUCAUGCAGUACUUAACGGAUCAAUGAUUAAGAAUAAUAGCGGUACAAUACUCAAUGUUAGCUCAAUUACCGGUCUCAACGCACCUACGUUCCCAGGUGAGGCGACAUACCAUGCGUCGAAGACUUCCUUGGAGGGAUUCUCAAAUGUAUUGAGACAUGAGUUAACCGGAACGGACAUAAAGGUUCUGGUAAUCAGACCAGGUUGUGUUGAGACGCAUUUCCAUGAACAGCGUGUCGGAUAUGACAAGAAACUCUACGAUGAUUUCUUCUCUGGCUUUGAACAACUUACGGCUGAUGAGGUUGCUGAAGGCGCGAUAUCAAUGCUUAGUACCUCCCUGAAAGUCUCAAUAAAUGCUUUGAAUAUCAUGCCUACUCGUGAGUAUCAUGAGAAGAUAUCAUUUUGCUAA
Molecule: messenger RNA, 789 nt
Organism: Wallemia mellicola CBS 633.66
Lineage: Eukaryota; Fungi; Basidiomycota; Wallemiomycetes; Wallemiales; Wallemiaceae
Product: NAD(P)-binding protein
Exons: 2
Coding region: 1-789 (262 amino acids)
Cellular component (GO): cytosol
Molecular function (GO): oxidoreductase activity
Source: RefSeq, a predicted model, not a curated record